AAACUUAAAUGCCAAACACAGCCUUAAAAGUUUGUAGUCUGACAGCUGAGGUUUUGGAAGUUAAAAAGACAGCGACGCAAAGAUCUCUCUCUGGUCACACGUACGAACUUGCGGUCUCUAUUCCCACACGCUCGACGCCUUACAUUCCCGACACGUGUCACCCCAGAUUUUCCCACCUGCCAGCCAGGCGUCAACCCUUUCGUUUAUCUUUUUUUUUCUUCGUCUCCUUCUUUUAAUGAUUUCAAUUCAAUUCAAUGCCCAAUACUUUUUUAAUUUUUUGCUUUCCGAUUUCAUUAAAUUGGGCUGUUGAAUUCCCCUCUGAGUGAGCUCUGUAAAUCAUACAUACAUUUUAAUCUUUUAUUAAUUAUUAAUAAUUAAAGGGUAUUGAUUGAUUUCGUGAAUCUCUGUGGAUAGAGAAGAGAUUAAUGGCGAAGAAUUAGUAAUCUAUUUAUUGGAAUUGAGAGAGAGAGAGGAGGGUAUUUUGAUAUUUAUCUCUCUAGAAUGGUUUUUUCCUUGUCUCUCUCUCUCUAGAUUUGUAUCGAGGUCCGAUCUUGUUUGUUGGCGAUGGGGGCGUGCGUUUCACGGCCGGAGAAUUGCGUCGGCGGUAAAUUAGGUGGUUCGAGAAAGAAGAAGAGUAGAAAUAGAACAAAGGGUUUUAAACGAAGGUCCAAUCGAUCAUCAGAUACAGUCGACAAGCUUUCAUCUUUGCCCGUCGAUCGCCCCUUCUCUAACCCCACUUUUCACGGAAGUGUGGAGGAAGCAUGGUUCGAUUCAGCUGCAGUGCUCGAAUCCGACUGGAGUGACGAAGACUUCCAAAGCCUCCCCGACGAUGUGAUCUCUGUAAAUGGCUCAUCGACUCGUAAUUCAGUUAGCGAAGCAGCUAGUAAAAGCUCGGUUCAUCCAAAUCUACCCGUGUUUCUUGAUGAUAUAUCGACCUCUUCGGGUGAAAAUGGCGGUGGAGAAAGUAUAUUGGAUAAUUGUGGAAUCAUCCCGAAUAAUUGUUUGCCUUGUCUAGCUUCUACCGUGCCACCUGUCGAAAAGAGAAGAUCGCUCAGCUCUAGCCCUCCGAGUAUUAGAAAGAAGAAACUCUCGUUUAGAUGGCGGGAAGAAUAUCCCGUUGCCACUUUACUUUCAUCGAAGGCGUUUCUGCAAAGACCUAUAGCUGGUUCGCAAGUACCGUUUUGCCCCUUGGGGAAGAGAAUGCCUGAUAGUUGGUCGGACGUUGAGGCGGGGAGUUUCAAGGUCAGAGGGGUGAAUUAUUUCAGGGAUAAAAAGAAGGACCUUGCUCCGAAUUGUGCUGCAUAUAACCCUUUUGGCCUCGAUGUAUUUUUAUCGCAGAGGAAAAUCGAUCACAUUGCUCGAUUUGUGCAACUUCCGAUUAUUAAUUCUUCCGGGAAACUUCCACCGAUUCUUGUUGUAAAUGUUCAGAUGCCGUUGUAUCCUGCAGCAUUUUUUCAGGGUGAAACAGACGGAGAAGGAAUAAACUUUGUUUUGUACUUUAAGCUUUCUGAAAAUUACGCCAAAGAACUUUCGACCCGUUUUCAAGAAAAUAUUAGGAGAUUAAUCGAAGACGAAGUAGAAAAAGUCAAAGGCUUUCCUCUAGAAACGGUUGCGCCUUUUAGGGAGAGGUUGAAAAUAUUGGGGCGUGUAUCGAAUGUAGAGGACUUGCCUCUAAGUGCUGCUGAGAGAAAGCUCAUGCACGCGUACAAUGAAAAACCCGUUCUUUCUCGCCCUCAACAUCAAUUUUACUCUGGUGAGAAUUAUUUUGAAAUAGAUUUGGACAUGCAUAGAUUCAGUUACAUAUCAAGAAAAGGGUUCGAGACAUUCUUGGACAGGCUAAAGCUGUGUGUCCUGGAUUUCGGAUUAACGAUUCAGGGUAACAAAGCUGAAGAGUUGCCAGAGCAGAUACUAUGUUGUAUACGGUUGAACGAGAUUGAUUAUUCGAAUUAUCAACAACUUGUGUUUACUGAAUAAACCCUUUGAAUGGGUUGUUUGCAUACCAAAGAUGUAAGCAUCAGAAUAUUAUAUAUGCAGCUUUUGAUGAAGCUCUAUUCCCCAGGGUCCUA
Erythranthe guttata (spotted monkey flower) is the source of this 2066-nucleotide messenger RNA. The record is from RefSeq and is a predicted model, not a curated record. Lineage: Eukaryota; Viridiplantae; Streptophyta; Magnoliopsida; Lamiales; Phrymaceae.